AUGCAAAAUCAAUCGAGACCAGAGAUACGCAUAAUCAUUCUUAAUUAUGGUGAAAAUCUCGAAAAAUCAGUAUUUCGUCUUCAGAAAGGUUGGAGAGUUCGAUUCUUUCGUGGUGCGAGCCUUCUUGGACGAAAGGUUGAUAUUAGUACAACAAUUUCUGGUAGAAUUACUUGGCAAAAGGAAACAGACGAAUUUGCAGCGUAUGCAGAAGUGAAAUGUGAACAGUCUGGUGCUUUCUCGUAUCAAUUUACUGUAGACAAUGAAAGUAAACCAGCUGGCAGUGGUUACCUUCUCGUGAUGCCUAAUUUAACAUUGAAUAAGAAACCGCUACUUCUGAAUGCAGUCACUUGUAUUACUCAUCUUUCCAAACUUCUUGGCUCUUUUGAUACAUGGAAAGAAGUACUGAAAGUAGCAGCUAAAGCAGGUUACAAUAUGAUACACUUCACUCCAGUGCAAUUGCUUGGAGUCUCAAAUAGCAGCUACAGUAUUGCCGAUCCAAGAAAAUUAAACCCAAAUUUCAAUACUGUAGAAAAGCAAUUUACAUACGAUGAAUUGGCAGUAUUAAUUAAAGAACUGGAGACGGAAUACAAUUUAUUGUCAAUACAAGAUGUUGUGUGGAAUCAUGCAGCUCGAAAUGCUUUAUGGCUUGAAGAACAUCCAGAGUGUGCUUACAACUUGAAAAAUAGUCCACAUCUGAGGCCAGCUUACGUUCUGGAUCGUCUCCUUUACCACUUUGGAAAUGACAUCAUGGAAGGAAAGUAUAAACACAAAAAUCUUACUUCUGAUAUUAAUAAUGACGAGCAUUUAAGGAUUCUAAUUGAUGUUCUAAAAAAUGAAAUACUACCACAAUUGCGCUUGCAUGAAUUUUUUCAAGUUGAUGUCGAUGAAUUGGUAGCAAAAUUCGACGAAUUCGUAAAAGAGGGACCAUGUACUGAGGUACUGGACGAUAAAAAUGAUGUCGGUGAUGACGAGCUAAAUCGACGAUGCAAAUGUAUAGAGGCAUUUCGGUCUCAUCUAUACUUUCUAAACAAUAAAGCAUUUGAAACUGCUGCAGAAAUUCAAGAAAAUAUCAUUAAUGCAGUAGCUGGGCAUGUUCGGUAUGAAAGAAUUGACUGGUAUGGUCUACGUCGACCCAAAUUAACUUCAGAUUCUCCUCUUCUUACUCAAUAUUUUGUGCAACUUUUUCCAUCGACUUCAUGGCAAGAUGAAGAAAAAUUAUCGUAUAAUGAUGUAACAGCGGAAAAAAUAAUGGCGUGUAAUGGUUGGGUUUAUCUAAUGCGACAUUUAGUGUGUUGGGGGGAUUCCGUUAAGCUUAAUUAUGGUGAAAAACCUAACGAUUGUCCAUAUUUAUGGGAUUUAAUGAAAAGCUACACACAACAAUGCGCGAAAAUCUUCCAUGGUUUACGCAUAGAUAAUUGUCACAGUACGCCAAUACACGUUGCUGAAUAUCUUUUGAAAGCUGCUCGUGAAAUUCGACCUGAUCUUUACGUCACAGCAGAAUUGUUUACCCAAAAUGAAGAAAUUGAUAAUAUUUUUGUCAAUCGACUUGGAAUAACAUCGUUGAUACGAGAAGCUCAAAGUGCUCCAAUAAGUUAUGAACAAGGUCGUUUGAUAUACCGCUUUGGAGGAGAUGUAUUCGGUGGGUUCAUUCAAAAACCUGUUCAAGAUGCGGUUUCUUCUGUUGCACCCGCAUUAUUAUUCGAUCAAACUCAUGACAACCCAUCAGCUAUUCAAAAACGCUCUAUUUACGAUUGCUUGCCAACAGCAGCGAUGUUGGCGAUGGCAAGUUGUAGCAUUGGAAGUAACAGAGGAUACGACGAACUAGUACCUUAUCAAAUUAGUGUUGUUGACGAAAAACGCCAAUACAUGACGUGGAGUGAGGUAAAGCAAUCUCCUGGUAUCAUUCCUGCACGUUCAGCUUUGAAUCAACUACAUAUCUGGCUAGCAGAACAAAAUUUCACACAGAUUUACGUUGAUCAGCGAACACCUGACAUUGUAGCAAUCACGCGUCACAAUCCAGUGAAUCAUGAAAAAGUUAUUAUGCUUGCAUACACAGCAUUUAAGAAUAAUGCCAUUUGUCACGACUGUCCUGCAGUCGAAGAUCUCCAGUUUACUGGUGUGUUAGAUGAAAUUAUUCUCGAGAUCGAAUUUCAUUACAGUGCUGUAGAAAAAAAAGCAAAUGAUGAAAAAAUUGCUGGUGUAAAUGGAGCUAAGGUUAAAGUUCGAGAGCAUUUGAAAAGUAAUGAUUCCAUGUUAGCAGACAUUGAACAAUAUGAGAUUAGUGGCAAACUUCAUCUCAAACACUUUCCGUCUGGAUCGGUUAUUGUAAUCAAAGUAUCACCUAUCAAGAAAGCAACAGAAUCAAUAAAGCUGAUCCGUGAUUAUUUGUCAGGAAAUAAUGAUUUUGUACAAAAAGUUUUCGUAAAUGCACUGAAACAGUUAACUUUACAAUCGUACAAUAUGUUACUUUUCCGUUGUGCUGGGGAAGACGAAGAUGACUACAACUCUGGUGCAUAUCAUAUUCCUAAUUGGAAAGUGUUGAAUUAUUGUGGAUUACAAGGAUUAAUGCCGUAUUUGAAUGAUAUUCGAUCACAUAAUGAUCUCAGUCAUCCCAUCUGCCAAAAUCUACGUGAUGGAUUAUGGCUUUCUGAUUAUAUACAUAAAAGGCUUGAAAAACGUGGUGCAUCGCUGAGCGAAAUAGCUUCUAUAGUUCGAACUUUGUUUUUACCUCUUCAAGACGUUCCAUAUGAUUUAAGGCCUUGUUAUUUUGAAGCAUUAUUUUCAUUAAUUUACGAAACAACACUGCAAGAAUUAAUGAAGAAAUUGGCUCCAUCACUUGAAACAUCAUCAACAUAUAUACAGGCUCUGGCACUUUCAUCAGUAUCUUUUCUUGGAACUGUAAAAAGUGCAAAAUUAUCGUUACUUCCUGAAAAUUAUGAACUUGAAGAUGAAUUUCCUUCAUCAUUAUCUGCUGGCUUGCCCCACUUUGCCACAGGAAUUUGGAGAAAUUGGGGACGUGAUACAUUUAUUUCGCUGCCAGGAUGUUGUCUGAUCACUGGUAGAUUUCGAGAUGCUAAAAAUUUGAUCCUAUCGUUUGGUGGUGCACUGAGACAUGGUUUGAUUCCAAAUUUACUGGAUGGCGGACAUGGAGCCCGUUACAAUGCUCGUGAUGCCGUUUGGUUUUGGUUGUAUUCAAUAGUCAAGUACAUUGAAAUGGCUCCAGAAGGUGCUGAGAUUCUCAAGUGCAAAGUACUUCGCAUAUUUUCUCAAGAUGAUACAAUUUAUGGGCAUAACCUCACUGAGCAAAUACUUGCUGAUACAAUGCAAGAAGUACUUGAGAAACACUUUAAUGGAAUUGAAUUUGUAGAACGGAAUGCAGGUCUCAACAUUGAUAAACACAUGCAAGAACCAGGCAAUAUACUUCCAGGUUUUCAUGUUAAAGCGUAUGUUGAUCACAAAACGGGUUUUAUAUUUGGUGGUAAUGAAUAUAAUUGCGGCACUUGGAUGGACAAGAUGGGUAGUUCCCAGAAAACAGGUAAUAAAGGUUGGCCUGCAACACCUCGAGAUGGAGCAGCAGUGGAACUUCAAGGCCUUUGCUAUGCUAUAGUACAGAAAUUAGGACAGCUGCAUUCGGAAAAUAAUUAUCCAUUUGAGGGUGUGCACACAUAUGGUAAGCAGUGCUUUUGUACAAAUGGAGAAAAAAUGUGGAAGUGGCAAGAAUGGGCUGAUAUGAUGAAAGACAACUUUGAGCACUUCUUUUAUGUGGAGGAGAACGAUUCCUCAGAAUAUGUAAACCAACGUGGUAUAAUUAAGGAUACAUAUGGUUCCACACAAGCUUAUGCUGACUAUCAACUGAGGCCAAAUUUUCCGAUUGCAUUAACCGUGGCGCCAAGGCUUUUAGCAUCAGAUAAAGCAUGGCGUGCGCUGGAAGUUGCAGAGAAACAUUUACUUGGUCCACUGGGCAUCAAAACACUUGAUCCAAGCGACUAUAAUUACUGUCCAUUCUAUGACCAAGAUAAUGACAGUAUGGACAAGAAAAUAGCUGAGGGUUGGAGCUAUCAUCAAGGACCGGAAUGGCUAUGGGUAGCAAUGUUUUUCUACCGAGCAAAGCUCUCUGUUGCAAAAACGAUCAGUGAAGAUAAAAACGAUGGAACAUUUUAUGAGAAAGCUCGAAUAUUUGUUCGAUCAAGAAUGGGCGCAUACUGGAAUUACCUUAAGUCAUCAACCUGGGCAUCACUCCCUGAGCUUACUAACGAAAAUGGUGACACUUGUUAUCAUUCAUGUGGUGCGCAAGCUUGGAGUAUUGGAUGCUUACUAGAGACCGUCAAUGAAUUGUAUCAGUUGUAA
Molecule: messenger RNA, 4347 nt
Organism: Thelazia callipaeda (thelaziosis nematode)
Lineage: Eukaryota; Metazoa; Nematoda; Chromadorea; Rhabditida; Thelaziidae
Source: the annotation of a GenBank genome assembly